AUGUCAGCUUCUGGCUCAAAUACUGAUGAUACCGAAAUGAUGUUCAACAAGUUCGGAAGUGGCUUAUUUCCCCAGCAACCUGAAUCUAACAAUUCAGAGCCAGAUGUAUUUCUGGUGCCGCCCUUACCCGGAUUUGUGAAUGACCACAACGAUAACUUAUCUCUGGAAUUCGAGGCCAUACAGCCUGGCAAUGAUGACUCGGCCGAAGAUGACGAUGGGUUCCAAACACCCAGCGACAAGGAGUCUACUUCCAGUGGCGUUGACAUCGAUUCUGGAUCUGCACCUCUAGACGAGGCCACCCUUCAGGCUGGGUCUUCUACCGUCCCUUCUCCCAUACCUUUGAUCCACUCUAUCUCUUGGUCGGGUGGUGUGGAUGAGAAUUCCCCAGACCCUUUCUCAUCCCAUGCUGACACAUGGCCCCGGACAUCCUAUUCCACAACUCAUUAUUUAGCACCCAUUCGAAUUCUCUACCUUUUGGCCAUCUGGCUCCAUUCCUACCACCAUGUCCCAUUCCGAAUCAUAGGGGCCAUUUUGUCCAUAGUUCAACUUAUCCUCAGCGCUGCAAACUUUCAUCUGGAUCCAUCUACAGUCUCCGCCACGACCUUAACGACUGUCCACUCGCACAUGUCUGUUGAACCUUCCUUUCAAGUUCUCCCAAUAUGUCCUGCAUGCCAGGAAGUCUACCCCGAGCUUGAAACUACACCGGCACUUUGUACCAAAUGCGAGCAUAACAACAGGACUAUCCCCCUGUUCGAAAAUGAUGAAAAUACACACACGAAAGAGAGGAGCGCAAAGGGACGUGAGCCAAAAAUCCGCUUUGCCUUCAAAUCCGUCAGCGAACAGCUUCGUGAGUUAUUGCAGGAACCUGGGAUGGAGGAUCUCCUUGAUCGGUGGCGUACAUUACCUGACCGGCAUCCGGAGCUGGGUAUAUAUCAAGAUAUCUUCGAUGGCCGUGUUGCCCACUCAAUUCUGGGCCAUGAUGGGUCCCCUUUCUUUCGCAAUGAACCUGAAGAUCAUGAGAUGGGUCCUAAUGGAGAGCUCCGUAUUGGUCUCACACUUGGUACUGACUGGCAAGUAUUCCCCUUUCAUCACGGUUGA
Cantharellus anzutake is the source of this 1098-nucleotide messenger RNA. RefSeq lists its product as uncharacterized. Bases 1 to 1098 code for a protein of 365 amino acids. Lineage: Eukaryota; Fungi; Basidiomycota; Agaricomycetes; Cantharellales; Hydnaceae. The record is from RefSeq and is a predicted model, not a curated record. The transcript has a single exon.